Messenger RNA from Myripristis murdjan (pinecone soldierfish), 2204 nucleotides. RefSeq names its product DENN/MADD domain containing 2Da (gene dennd2da). The record is from RefSeq and is a predicted model, not a curated record. Bases 108 to 1874 code for a protein of 588 amino acids. The transcript has 17 exons. NCBI's taxonomy places the organism in Eukaryota, Metazoa, Chordata, Actinopteri, Holocentriformes, Holocentridae. Gene Ontology annotation, cellular component: nucleoplasm; cytosol.
UGGAGCACUUUGAUGUGAUAUUUUGCAUUGAUGGAUGAAAUAAUUCAAACUGUGCCAGAGCUCUUGCACACAUAGACGUGUACACAGUAGUGGCAUAUAUAGUAGGUAUGAAUAUAUUGCCUUCAUCUUCUCAACCAAAACAAAUGGAGGAGUCCUCGCAUCUGCCAGUGGAAGGAGAGCUGUCUCCAAUCAAGCAAAAAAGAAGUUUCAGCUUUUUAUCUCCCCGUGUCAAAACUGAAAGGCAGCACAGUUUGGAAGAGACUGGAUUUCCAAAGCGAAGAGGGUUGAAGUCUUUCUCAUCACUACGAGAGACAUCCUGGAGAAAGGCCAGAGUCCGAGAUGAAGAUGGUACCUCACAGCAACAAAGUGGUCUGGUCCAGCUGAGGAAGACAGGAAGAUUAGAAGGUGAACAGCCCAAAAAUGACUUGGUCUCUGAUGUCAGCGGGAAGGAGGGCAGCAUCCUAUCUGCUGAAGACAGAGGAAGAGAACGAGGAGGCCUCAAGAGGUUUAGUAACAUGUGGUCGUCUCUCCGGCGGCGCAAAAACGAUCGAGUGAAAGACCUUGCACCUCCAGAGCCACUGGGCCCUGUGGCAGUGGACAGCACAGCCAGGGAGCAACGCUAUGCCAGUGGCCAGUACUUUUUUGAGUACCUAGUUGUGGUUAGCCUCAAGAAGACCAAGGAGGGAGACUACCAACCUCAGAUCAAAUACCAAUUCCCCAAGAGAGAUGGAAUGGUAAAGUUCCAAAAGGAAGAGGAAGAGAAGACGCUCAAGGCAAUCACUCUGUUUUGUUUCCCUGAGGGCAUCAACUGGGCUCCUUUGACAGAAUACCACAGCGAGACCUUCUCCUUUGUCCUGACUGAGAUUGAUGGCAGCAGAAGAAAUGGAUACUGUAGGAGGUUACUGCCCAAUGGGAAUGGAGCUCGUCCACCUGAGGCAUACUGUAUAAUCAGCAGACUGGCUUGUUUUGGCCUCUUCUCCAAGAUUUUUGAUGAGGUAGAAAAGCGGCGGCAGAUCUCCAUGGCCAUGAUCUACCCAUUCAUGCAGAAGCUGAGAGAGUCUUCAUUCCCAGCUCCAGGCAACACUGUGGAGAUUAAGAGUUUCAUCCCUGAGUCUGGUACUGAGAUCAUCAGGCUGACUCGACCACUGGAUUCGUGGCUAGAGCACGUCAACUUCAUGACACUCUUCCGCUGCCUAACAGAUGAGGAGGUGUUACUGGUGUUCGCUGCUGUCAUCCUAGAGAGACGGAUUAUCUUCGUUGCUGAUGAAUUGGGCACUUUAUCCCAAGUCCUUCAUGCAGUAGCAGCACUCCUCUACCCAUUUACCUGGCAACACACCUUCAUCUCAAUCAUUCCAGAAAUCCUCAUUGACAUAGUGAUGGCACCUACCCCCUACAUGUUGGGGGUCCAGAAACAUCUGCUGGAUCUGGUCACCGACCAAAGUGAUCUGCUUGUGGUGGAUUUAUCAAAGGACAAAAAGGAGACAUUCAUUGUUUCAGUUGGCGAUGAGAAGUCUAUUCUGCCCCCAAAGCUCCAAAUUGAAAUCCUGGAGGCACUGAGAGACAGAACAGAAGGAACAACUGUGGAGGAGUUUAACCGGGUGGUCUCCGAGGCCUUCCUGCCCUUCUUUGUGAAAACAGUCGGCCAUUAUAACUCAUACGUCAAACGACGUGGUCCUGGAGAGCGGGGAGUGUUUGACAGGAGAAGUUUCUACAAGGCCAUCAAGUCCAAGACUACUCGACAUUUUGUGAAGAAGUUCAUUCAGACUCAGAUGUUUGACCUGUUCAUCCAGGAGGUGGAGCAACAACAGUCUGGACCACAGCAAGGAAUAUUCCAUGAAAAGAUCCGUGAAUACCAGGAAAAGAAGAAACCGUGAGAAGACAAAGAAACACUAGGUAUCACUAGUUCAUACACUUUAUGAUACCAUGGUUGUAUAUAGGGGAUUUAAUCGAGAAUUUAAGGUGUACAUGUAAAUGUUGCAAAUGUUAAGUUUUAUUUCAUGUUCAGUUUUUGUUUUUUAAUAAUUGUGUGUAAAAGUGAAUUCCUGCUACUGUAUUUGAUGAUAAUUUGAUGGGUAUGUUCAAUGCUGCUGCUACUGUAUGAAUGAUGUUGGCAAAAAGUGCUUUCAGUUCAGUUGUUCACAGCCUGUGACUAAAGUCUGAAAGAGGUACUGAAUAAAAUCAUUUCAAAUAAAGACUGAAUUUUU